Messenger RNA from Dermatophagoides pteronyssinus (European house dust mite), 1578 nucleotides. RefSeq lists its product as uncharacterized. NCBI's taxonomy places the organism in Eukaryota, Metazoa, Arthropoda, Arachnida, Sarcoptiformes, Pyroglyphidae. Gene Ontology annotation, molecular function: protein binding. The record is from RefSeq and is a predicted model, not a curated record.
AUGUCCACAGAGAUUUAUAACGAAAAUCCAAUUCAUUUAGAUCGAAAUUUAUUCGAACGCUUUUAUGGAAAAAAUUUUUCAUCAAUCAACGACUUGGAUCUAUCAAAACAAAUGAUUCAUACUAUUGAUUCGGAUGUUUUUAAUGAAACAAUAAAUCUUAAAACAUUGAAAUUAUCAUAUAAUCGAUUGGAAAUAAUCAAACGUAGUUGGUUUGGUAAAUCAAUGAUCAAUCUUGAACGAUUAAUAUUACGAAAAAAUCAAAUCACUAAAAUCGAAUUACUUGCAUUUGAUAAUCUUAAAUCACUUCGUGUAUUAGAUCUUCGUUAUAACAAUCUUGGAAAUCUUGACGAUGGUGCAUUUUGGGGCCUAAAUUCUCUUAAAUAUUUAGUACUCGAUUAUAAUCAUAUCACAAACAUUCGAUAUGGUUGGACUUAUGGUCUUGAUUCAUUGGAAAAGCUGUCAAUAAAAUUUAAUCAGAUCAAUAUGAUUGAUGUGGAUGCUUUCAAACCAUUAUCCAAACGAUUAUGGCUAUUAAAUUUAUGUUCAAAUCGAUUACAAACAAUAACAUCAACAACUUUGGCUCAUCUUAAUCAAUUACAAUGGCUUGAUUUAUCAAACAAUUCAAUCAAUGAAAUUGAUUCAAAUGGUUUUCGUUCAUUAAAAAAUUUAGAAUCAUUGGAACUAUCUGAAAAUGAAUUAUCCAAUAUAUUUAACGAAGAUGGUGAAUUGUUUAUCGAAAUGAAAUCGCUUAAAAAUUUAUUUUUAAAUUCGAAUCAUAUUGAAAAAAUUUCUGUCAAUACUUUAUAUCAAUUAGAAUCAUUGAUGAUACUGAAUCUAUCAUCAAAUCCUAUUGUAACAAUUGAAGAUGAAUCAUUCGAUUGGUUAAUCAAUAUACAAAAUAUUUUUGCUACAAAUUUAAAUCUAACAUGUGAUUGUCAUAUAAAAUGGUUAUAUUCAUGGCUUAAAUUAUUACCGCCAUGGAUUCGAGAUCCAUUCGCUAAUCAAUUACAAUGUAGUCGUCCGAAUAAUUUGCGUUUGGCUAGUCAAAUUUCAUUUAUGGAUAUUGAUCCUAAUUUAUUAUGUUUUGAUACUGAAUAUAAUGUUUAUGAAGAUGUUGACAACGAUUUCGAAGAUCAAGUACCUGUAAACGACAAUAUGCCACCAUAUUUUGUUACCGAACCAGUCAACAUAACAGGAAAAUUAGGACAAUCAAUACGAAUCGAUUGUCCAGCAUCUGGUAUACCGGAACCAAAUAUUUCAUUAUCACCUUAUGAUAAACGAUUAAAAUUUAUGGCCGCUUUAGAACGUCGUGUAAAAAUUGAAACAAUCGAUAAUGAUGAUAAUGAUAAUGAUAAUCAACAAAUGUUUUUCGUAAUCAAACCAUUAACAAUCGAUGAUAUUGGUUACUAUAAUUGUAAUGCUUUUAAUGAAUUUGGUGAAAUACAUUCUAAAUUCUAUUUAUCGGUUAUUAAUGAUGAUGAUGAUUAUGAACAACAACAACAACAAAAUAAAUCAACAAAAAUUAAUGAAAAAUGGCUAAAAUAUGCACCUUUUGAUCAUCCUAUUUCUUAUGAAUAA